AGUACGGAUGCCUUGUCCCGACGAACGGAAGGCGAUCUCGCAGAAAGCAUGGUGUUUGGUGUUUGCGUAGGUUCGAAUCGCUUGAUGAACGUGAACUUCCGACGCUUCUGACCACUUGAUUUUAUGUGACCGAAACAGGGCCACUGUAACCAAGUCGCAGUCCAGUCUGCAGCAUGUUCGCCCUCUGCCGGCAAGCCCUGCGCAGUGUCGUCGCAUCGCCCUCUACGCCGUCCCUCGCUAGCCAGUUCCUCAAAAGCGGCAUCAGCACGACGCCCGCCGCACUCUGCCUCUUCAACCGGAACAUGCCCGUGCCGCGGAAAUGGCCGCUCCAGAACAAGAAGAUCUACCCUCCGCAGGAACCGGAGGAAGAGCGGCGUCCCGCCUGGGUGUGCCACUACCGCAACCAGAUACGCUACUCUCCCAAGAAGAUGCUGGCUCUCACCCAGUUCAUCCGUGGCAUGAGCAUAGACGAGGCCAUCAAGCAGCUCUCGUUUGUCCAGAAGAAAGGGGCCAAAAUCAUGCUCGAGGUCCUCAAAGAGGCCCAGGAGUUGGCGGUGAAGCACCACAACGUGGAGUUCAAGUCUAACCUGUGGGUGGCCGAGUCGUUCACAGGGAAGGGGGUCUGCAUCAAGGGGUUGAGGAGGCACGCGCGGGGGAGGAUGGGGAUGAUCCGUUACCAGUACUCGCACUUCUUUGUGAGGCUCGUGGAGGGCGCCCCUCCGAAGCACUACUACGGUGCGCCCAAGACAGCAGAGCAGAAGCUGGAGGAGUAUGUGCAGACGUUGAGGGAUCGGAGGAUUACGCACGGGAUCUGAAUUUCCGAUCUGGUUGCUGUUUGUUCCUAGGGUUUGCAGAAAUAAAAUGUGCGAGACGAAAA
Ixodes scapularis (black-legged tick) is the source of this 877-nucleotide messenger RNA. RefSeq names its product 39S ribosomal protein L22, mitochondrial. The record is from RefSeq and is a predicted model, not a curated record. Lineage: Eukaryota; Metazoa; Arthropoda; Arachnida; Ixodida; Ixodidae. Gene Ontology annotation, molecular function: structural constituent of ribosome. Gene Ontology annotation, biological process: ribosome assembly; translation. Gene Ontology annotation, cellular component: ribosome; mitochondrial large ribosomal subunit. The coding region runs from base 174 to 815 and encodes 213 amino acids. The transcript is spliced from 2 exons.